GGCGGGGGCAGUGCAUAUCUCCAUAUUUUAUGACUGGGUUGGGGGAGGGAGGAAAAAAAAAAAAAAGGAACCAAGCAUGAUUCUGCUGUCUGUGGAUUCCUUGUGAAUUUUCAUUCCAUGUGUAUGCCUUGCUUUUGGGGCAACUGGUAAAACUGGCAACAUUAUCUAGGCUGGGCAAAGGGGGUGGUCUUGUCUGUAAGUUGGCUGACCCUACCCAAACACUCCACACGUUGAGGCUACCCUAGAUUUUAUACACGAUAAUUGAUGUUCCAAACUUAAGCAGCCUUGUAGGUAUUAAUAACUGAUAAUAUUAACAAUGAUGUUGACUCGAUUUUGUUUUUCAGUCCGUUUUUUUUUCUUUUGUAUGUACUGAAACUGUACAGAAUCUCAGCUUGUAUUCUUGAUAAUACUGAUGUCAAACUAUAUUGUAGCUGAUGUACGACGUGUAAUUUUGCCCCGGAUUGCCCAAUUGAAUUUCUGCUGCGUUUGCACUUCUAGCCGUAGCUGCAAGGCCUCGUUGUCUAAUACAGUACAGUCCCAACAUCUGGUUGUGUAUGAAAUUAAUGCAUUUUUUGUUUAUAAUUUUGGGUGCUGUACAUCUCAAUUAAGAAAGGGUAUUGUUUUAAUACUUAUUGAAUUCUGACCACUCAAUGUUCAUAUUUAUAGUGCUGCAGGAGAGCGAUUUCAAGAUGUUUUUUUGUUUUUUUCUUAACAAAUGUCUACAAAUGAAUUUAUGAAGAAAGCUUGAAAAGAAAAAGGAUGAUAAAACGACUGGGCCCUUGGGUGGUUAAUUUCCUGGUUAUAAAAGAACCUAAAACCAGCCAGUUUUCGGUUGGCCCUUUUAACGUGACCCUUUACGUUCGGACGUAUUUAAUAAUAGCGUUGAAUAUCUUACCCAGAGGAUAGUAAACGCAUUGCGUUUGUUGGGUUUCUGUGAAGAGAUGACCACAUCCUUGGAUCGGAACCAGCUGGUACCAUGUCGCCCUGUUGCCUUUUUAGCAUUGGUCUUUACAGUUAGUUUCUCGUGAAGUACAUACAACAGCUCCAGAAACUUGCCCCCGUGCAGUGACUCAACUCUGCUAUGGUUGCUCAUUGCGCUGUUGUGGGGUUUAUAACUACAAUUCAUCAUAGUAAUCGGGAGAUUUAUUUUCCUAUUUGGCUUUCAGAUUUCUUUUUUUUAUUGGACUUCAUCCAGGUCCUGUUACAGGAAAGUGAAACUGAAUUAUUUGUGAAUUGGGAAAUGUAGGCUACAGAGACGGUACUGAAGGUCGGUUUGUGAGGUGCACUGGCCUUACAAGGGCCUUGUACCCUUGAACAAGGCAAAUUGAAAAGCGUGCGAGUCGUCUAUAGGUGGCAGCAUUUCCCAAUUCUUCAGUUUGCCUCUAACAUUCAGCGCACUUCUGUGGGUGUGAAAUGAGCGCAAUACCGCAGAUUCUACCAAUACUGGUUAAACUGAUAGGUGGCGAUUCAUUUGUCAGUCAAAUACCUUGAGGGCGACUCCAGGCGUACACUUCCAUCGGGAAAUUUAUUGCGACAAUUCGGGCGAAUUUACCUGGUUGACUAGGCAACGCAUACGUUUCUCCCCUCUACUUUCUCGUUUCUGUUCGUUCAAUCUGCGUCUCUCUUCGAACGCGCGAUUAAUGACACGUUGUUGAUGACCAGGCGAGAACCUUAAUUAUCUGGAAUAAAUCUGGCAGCUAGCCUAGUUUUACACGUUGAACGAUUGUUAUUUAUUUCCUUCUAAAUAUCAAUCACUUGGUACGUUCCGAGAGACGAGGGCUCUCGCAUUCUAGUCAAACGCUUUGUAGAUUGCGCCCUCUUCGGUUUAAGCCUAGCAUUUUAAGUAGGGUGACGCAACCGAGCGAAAUUCAGACGGAAAAAAUAGGCUGUGUUGUCUCACCACCGACGAUUGCAGAUUGACGUAAAUUCGUAACCCGUUAUAGCCUACGUUGCCAUAAUCUUUAGGCCCUAUCUGCAAAAUAUAGCAUACAGAACUACGCGGAACGGGUAAUAAAAAGUAUAGCGAAGUAUCGCGUCCAUUUUAAUUACCGUAAAGCAUUGCUAAAACUGCCACACGCAGUAAAAUUGAGUGAGCGACGCGCCUGGUCGUAUAUGAUGUCACCCCACAGGCACAAGAAGAGGGGAAGGUGUAACUAGCCUCGCGCGGCUUCCACUCUGGAAGGAUUCGGCAUAAUAGAUUACAGGAGUAUGGGGAAAUGUUAUCUACCACUAUACAGUUGUAGGCUAUGCGUUAUAGUCUGUGUCCGCCAUUUCGAAAGUUAAUCGAAAAUUACUUUUUUUUUUUUUUCAAAGUAAGUAAGUAGCCUAUAGCAACGAUACAAGUUACCAUUACCUGAAGUUCGUUUGCGUCGACAUGGUAACGUGCUUUGGGGGUUUUCCCAAACUGACGUAAGGGGAUUUCCACUAUUGCAGAUCAACCCACUUGAAAACCAAACGUAGAACGAAUCGAGAAGGAAUUAGCAAAACAUAUUAAGUGCGAACGUACUUAUAGGUAUAGGUUUACUGCCCUUCGACGAUAGUCACAGUCUCUGGUUAGUUGGUUGGCAUGGCUGACGUCUGGAAGAAAUAAACGAACACCGCCUACAAAUCCUUGUUUAUAGUCUACACUAGACCGAUCCUUAAAGAGUAGAUUAGAGAAACUGGCCGACACCAGACAAAGGAAAAUACUCUAUCGUUUUAAACCAUACGAGACCAUGACCGAUACAGUCUUGUAUCAAUCGAGUUGAAUUUCAAUUUUUCUUCGUCGUCCAUUGUGGCGCUCAAUAACAACGCGACUUGCUGAUUCGCCGAGAAGGACUAAUACGAAGUUGCAUUGGUGUUGAAGAAGUACAAAGAAACAAUGAUAAAAAUGAGCACCAGGGAUCCUACGCAUGGCACUGCAGAUCUCUCGGAAUUAGAUUUGAUCGAUGAGUAUGUGGCAGAGAACACAGCGAGGGAUCAGGCCAGCCAGCCCCUCAGGUUGCCGGGCCCGCCCCCUCCUCCCCAGGACUCGAAUCUGCUGGAGCUGAGUGUGACCCCCCGGCGCAGAACUCCCCGUCCCGAGGUGCUGGUGUCCCGAGGAACAGCGCCCCAAGUGCCGUUGUCUCAACCGCAGCUCGGCGUCCUCAGCAGCAGCAGCAUGACAUCACCCGUCUCCCACCCCCGCUACCCGGGGUCGUCCCGGCAGACCAGGGGGUCCCGGGCAGUGGGCCCCACCGCGGCGGUGCCAGCAGGCGGGUCGACCCAGCAGCAGCACCUGUCAGAGACGCGGUUCCUGGAGCGGUUCCUGGAGGCCCCGGUGCUGGAGAUCGUGGAGCAGCCCAAAGAGAGGGGCAUGAGGUUCCGCUACGAGUGCGAGGGCCGCUCGGCCGGGAGCAUCCUGGGGGCCUCCAGCACCGACUCCCACAAGACCCUCCCCGGCAUUGAGAUUAAAGGGUGCAAACCAAAAGCAAAGGAAAUAAAGGUCACUGUAUCCUUGGUAACCAAAGACAUCCCACAUCGCCCUCACCCCCACAGCCUUGUGGGUAAGGACUGUGCUGACGGAAUCUGUGUCAUCCGCCUGAACCCCUGCAGGACCUGUCGGCACAGUUUCUCUAACCUGGGAAUCCAAUGUGUGAGACGCAAGGAGCUAGAGAUGGCUCUGGAAAAGAGAAGGAACCAGCACAUUGAUCCAUUUAACACCGGCCAUUCAAGGAGCAUCGAGGACAUCGACAUGAACGUGGUGCGGCUCUGUUUCCAGUGUGAGGUGGAGAUGGAGAACAGGGAGAGGAUUCUGAUGAAUCCUGUGGUGUCCAAUGCCAUCUAUGACAAGAAAGCGACCACCACAUCAGAGCUGAAGAUCAAUCGGCUAAAUGUGGACAGAGGGCCCUGUACCGGGAAGACAGAGAUAUACCUCCUGUGUGACAAAGUGCAGAAAGACGACAUCGAGAUCAUCUUCAGCUUGGGGAAGUGGGAGGCCAAGGCCGAGUUCGCCCAGACGGACGUCCACCGUCAGAUCGCCAUCGUCUUCAAGUCGCCCCCGUACCAGGAGCAGAACAUCGACGAGGAGGUGGAGGUCAAAGUGUUCCUGCGACGUCUGUCUGACCACAUGGACAGUGAGCCCGUCAGCUUCACCUACGAGCCCCAAAACCCAGACCCAUAUGAAGUAAAUCGGAAGAGGAAAAUCAAAUCCGAUAUGAAGUUUGCUGACAGGUGCAGUAUUGCAGCGCCAAGCGAGGUUCUCCAUGAGUCACCACCUCCGCUCCCGUUCCCCCAGCACCCCUUCGUCUCCUCGGACCUGGCACAGGGGAUGGAGGAGAUGCACUGCCCCUCCACCUCCCAGGGCGUCAAGCAGGAGGAUAUCCUCCUCUCCGGCCUGGACCCAGUAGACUUCCAGGCCAUCCUAGAGCUCCUGCCUCUCAGCUACGGGUACCACGGCGCUGGCCUACCCGCCACCGUCGGCCAGGACCCCAACUCCAACUACAGCCUGCUGGACAUGGACUUCAACUGCAACAUGGGCGACGGGAGGAUGCAGGGCGACGGCAGGAUGCAGGGGGAUAUGAAUUUCUACAACGACGUGCACAUGAACCCCCGCAGCCUGCUGGAGGAACUUGAUGGCCCCACUGUCCAGCCCGUGUGCCCGUGCGAUAACGCUGACUCCGCCCUGGACCCCCCCAUGAAGAUGGAGAGCCACAUAGAUCUCUGAGGGUCGGGAAGGGGGCGACUGGCAGGCGAGCGCCGAGAGAAACGCAGGUCCGAAUCUUCACUUCGUCAUUAUUCCAAUUAGACACAAGUGCCGUGUUCAUCAACCGCCUAUUGGUCUUCCUCAGAAAAAGGACGCUGCCAUCGGCAUCCUGGCUGUAUUAGGAACCGACAAGAGACUGACCGGACAACUGGUCAAUGCAUUGCCUAAGCAGUGUUGCGGCUGCUGACGUUGACUUGACUGUGCUUAAAAACCCUGGCUUGUACCAGAGAAAAUGUGAACAGCGGUGUUCUGUCAGAUCUUCAGUGACAAAUCUGCUUCAUUGUGAAUGGCCGGCUCGUUCACGCAGGGGGCAGUGUUGAAGCAAAGAGUGGGACUCUCCGGAAAAAUCCAUCCACCGGACUGCUGCUUAAGAACGGCAACGGCAAACUGCCACUGAUGGACAGUGUGGAUGGAUGCAAGGUAGCCAGAAAUACCCAGUGUAACCAAUCAGCCUCAUACUGUAGCUCUUAAAAAGGGAAUCCAGUUGCCUAGCAACCAACACACCCACUACACAAUACCAUCGGUCACGUCUCAGGGUCAUGUGGUUCAGGCCUCCCCCGAUUGGACGAUGUGCUUUUGAAGUUAACCGAAAGGGGGGAAAUCCAGACGCCCCGCACCUGAAACCUCCCUGUGGCCGGUUGUUCCAUUUCAGAGUAGCCCACCAUCUUGUACUGCUGUGAAGAGUCUCUUGGCUUGAGCGAACACCCACCAGAGAUAAAAACAAAUUAUGUAAAAUGCAAUAUGAAAGAUUCCCAGAAUUGUCUAUACAUUCCAAUAAUAGUUGACUAGAGAUAAGAUAUGCUUUUAGUAAUUGUAAAUAAAGUUCGUCAUAGUGAUAGUGUUCAUCAGCGAUGUAGGUACAGUAGCAUUCAUCCUGACAAUAUGAUGUGUUCAUAAAAUUCUAAUACAGCAAUUUGGCCAUUUUGAAACGGCACUGACAACAUUUUGCAUGCUGGCAGAAGCGUGCUGAGCACUUAAAAUCUUUCCUUCUUAUUUUCCUUGUCUGCGAUACAUUUCUAGUCCACUCAUGUGCCUAAACUAGAUUUCUUUAAUAAAGCAAAUGAAUGCAAA
Molecule: messenger RNA, 5794 nt
Organism: Conger conger (European conger)
Lineage: Eukaryota; Metazoa; Chordata; Actinopteri; Anguilliformes; Congridae
Gene: relb
Product: v-rel avian reticuloendotheliosis viral oncogene homolog B
Exons: 11
Coding region: 2861-4684 (607 amino acids)
Biological process (GO): canonical NF-kappaB signal transduction; non-canonical NF-kappaB signal transduction; regulation of transcription by RNA polymerase II
Cellular component (GO): cytoplasm
Molecular function (GO): DNA-binding transcription factor activity, RNA polymerase II-specific; RNA polymerase II cis-regulatory region sequence-specific DNA binding
Source: RefSeq, a predicted model, not a curated record